AUGAAUCAUUGCUUCUUGUUCUUGUUCAAUUUAAUUUUACUGAUUAAAAUAAAAAAUAUCUAUUAAAAGUAUACAGUUAAAAUUAUUGAAAAUGUCUUGCAAUUCUUGUGCUAAACCAUAUUCACUAUUAAGGAAAGAGAAAGGCUGUCCAAACUGUGGAUUCAGUUUCUGCUCCAAAUGUUUAGAAUACAAAAUGUUUGUACCAAAGUUGAAAGCUGAAGCAAAAGUAUGUGCAAAAUGUAAAAGGUUACCACAAUCAGAUGAGCCAAGGAAAAUUCAGCCGCCAGAUGCAUAUUAUAAAAGACUUGGAGUAAUGAAAAAUGAUUCCUUCGAUAAACUAGAUUCACAACAGCAACCAAAUAGUAGCAACAAUGUAGAUCAAGAAAUUAUUAACAGACUUCGUAAAUUAAAGGAAGACAGCAAAAAGCCACAAACAUCUGAAGAAGAAAUUGCCCAAAGAUUGCAAAAGAUUAAAGGAGAAAUGCCCAAGACCUCAGAUGCAGAAAUACAAGAAAGACUGGCAAGGCUAAGAGGGGUCCCUAUUGCAACAGUUCAAAGUCAGACAACAUUACCAGCUCCAGACUUAAGAACAGAACAAGAACAGGCAGAUGAUUUAAUCAAGAAAUAUAUGGAGCAGACAAAAAUUGAUACUAAAUAUAAAGAAGAAUUUGAUGGACUGGUCAAUGAUAUUGAGUCUAGACUGGGCAAGUUGAAAGGAGACCCUAGUACAGGAGGCCCUAGUGGCCAGAGUUCCAAAUCUGUGGAGGUUGAAUCUGAAGAUGAAGAAGAAACAGUGAAGAAAAUUAUCGAAAAGGUAAAAGCAGAAAGUCUACAUGAUGAUGAUGAGUUACCGUCAUCAACAAAUGAUGAACUACCGUUCUGCGAAAUCUGCAAUGAAGAUGCGAAAAUGCGUUGCUUAGGAUGCAGAUAUCUGUUCUGCAAACAAUGCUUCUUGGAGCACAAAGAUGAUGAUGAUGGCUGCAAUAGAUAUGAGCCAUACACUCCACCAAAAGGAGUUCACUAUUAAUUUUCUAUUUAUAAGCAAAGUUCACAUGUAACAAUCACUUUAUUAGGCUUUAAAAUAAUACAAGCUAUUUAUUUAAA
Pectinophora gossypiella (pink bollworm) is the source of this 1104-nucleotide messenger RNA. RefSeq names its product abscission/NoCut checkpoint regulator. Lineage: Eukaryota; Metazoa; Arthropoda; Insecta; Lepidoptera; Gelechiidae. Bases 92 to 1027 code for a protein of 311 amino acids. The record is from RefSeq and is a predicted model, not a curated record. Gene Ontology annotation, biological process: mitotic cytokinesis checkpoint signaling; abscission. The transcript has 6 exons. Gene Ontology annotation, cellular component: midbody; centrosome; cleavage furrow. Gene Ontology annotation, molecular function: phosphatidylinositol-3-phosphate binding; metal ion binding.